Molecule: messenger RNA, 1152 nt
Organism: Auanema sp. JU1783
Lineage: Eukaryota; Metazoa; Nematoda; Chromadorea; Rhabditida; Rhabditidae
Source: the annotation of a GenBank genome assembly
UUGGAGUAUACUCUUGGACGUGUACCUAUUGGAAGCACUGAUUUCAGCACGAGAGAAUACAGCUAUGACGAUGUUGCCGAUGAUUUUAAUCUGAGACAUUUUGCUUUGAGAGCUGAUGAUUACAGAUAUAAGAUCAAGUUCAUAAAAAUGGCUCAGAAAGUUAGUCCAAACAAGAUACGACUUGUAGCUUCCCCAUGGAGCUCGCCAGCAUGGAUGAAAACGAACCAAAGGAUGUCAGGUGGCGGAGCCUUACGGGAUGAUUACAGAGUUCAUCGAGCUUAUGCAAAUUAUUUCGUGAGAUUCUUUGAAGAAUAUGAUAAGGAAGGCGUUGACUUUUGGGGAGUGACGAUUGAAAAUGAACCAACAGCUGGAGCCGUUCCUAACUAUAAAUGGCAAUCCUUGUUCUUCACGGCGACUACAGAACGAGAUUUCGUACGGGACUAUCUUGGGCCAACAAUGAAAAGUCAUCUCUUGACCGCCAAUAUUUCGAUUAUCUGUCUUGAUGAUAACAGGAUUUGGUUGCCAAUUUGGGCAGACAUCAUGUUUGAAGAUGAAAAAGUUGAAGGAUACGUUGAUGGAAUUGGAGUUCAUUGGUAUGGAAACGGUCUGUACCCUGCUCAUCUGCUUACAACAACUCAUCAAAGACACCCGAACAAGUUCAUCUUGGCUACCGAAGCGUGUGCCGGUUCAAGCUUCCCACAUGGUCCCAUAUUAGGAGAUUGGUAUAGAGCAGAGCAAUAUGCCUAUGACAUCAUCACGGAUUUGAACAAUUUCGUCACCGGGUGGAUGGAUUGGAACUUGUGCUUAAAUAUGGAUGGAGGUCCAACUUGGGUAAAAAACUAUGUUGAUUCUCCUAUCAUUAUUAACUCCACUGCUAAUGAGUUCUACAAACAACCUAUGUUCUACGCAAUGGGGCACUUCAGCAAGUUCAUCAAACCAGGUUCUCGAAGAAUUCUAUCCAAAGUUCAGACAACGAACAAGAACCUUCAAAUAACUGCUGCUGUCAACAAAGGACAACGUGUGCUUGUAAUUCUAAACCAAUCAGAUGAAGAGGAAGAAAUAUUUGUGGAAGAUGCUAUGAAACGAAAUGUUCAUUUGAAUUUGGUUGUUCCAGCUCGUUCUAUAUCUACCGUGAUUUGGAAUAAGAAGUGA